GCCAUAAUUCCGCCCACUCUAUAUAAAACACUGACGGUGGUACCGGGGACACAGGAAUCGGAGAAAAUGAAGAUGUUGCCAGCUCUGGUGGUCAUCCUGUUAAAUGCAAUGUAUGUGACGCCACUAACUUAUCCCACGGUGGUGGAGGCAGAGCUCGGGAAAAGUUACGUUAUGACCUUCACCUUUGACCCGAUUAUUAGUAGCCUGUCACAGUUCCAUAUAACUGACGUCACUACUUCAGCCGCAUUGGUCAUUGUUGAUUAUAAUACGACAUCGGUCAACCAAGAUUGGGAAAGGCGAGCAAAUGUCGAGAAUAACAUCGCAAAUGGGAAUGUGACGGUGACCUUGACCACUGUCCUGGUCGAAGAUGAAGGCUGGUAUCGUGUCACUAUGGAUACUGGUCAUUCGGAACAAUCAGGACGUUUUCCUAUUGUUACAUAUGCCCAGCCUAUCUCUCUAACAUUAACACAAACCGAAGUCGAAGAUGAAGACGAACGUUACAUCCGGUGUACUGGAAAUGUUGGAAGGCCAAACCCAGUGUUACGUCUUCUACAGUCGCCACCUUACAAUGACGUCACCAAUCACGAAAUUAUGAAAUAUAAGCCGACAACGCCACUCCAGAACGGGACCUUCCUAGUCGACCAUUUCUUCAACGUGACUUUUCCCUUUUCUGACAACGGUACUCAUGUUGUCUGUGACGUCAUACACGAAAUUGCCCUAGGGACGCAACUUCGACCAAUCAGAAGUAAACUGGAUCUGGUUAUUGUUGCGCAGCCUGUAGUUUCAGGUCAGUCCAUCACCAUAACAGGACCAAGUACCUUGGAAACACCAACAUCAGAACUCAGACUUACCUGUACUCCAAGCUCAGCCGGUAUCACAGAUGUUAAUGUUAUUAGUCUUCUGAAAAAUUCUAGUUCUACAGAUUAUCAAACAGUAGUGUCUGUUAGAUAUAGUAAAGCCACCUCAUCCUCGGUACUUACCUGGGGUAACGUUGUCAGUCAGAGCAGAGCGGGGGUGACAGCCACCGGAAAUGUGGACACGUUAUCUGGAGCUCAGCUUGUGUUUACAAUCGCCACAAAUAGGACAAACUGUAAUGAUGGCGGAGCUUACCAAUGUAAUAUGGGUGUAACUCUAGCAGGUGGUAGUGGUGGUGUAGCGACAGAUGAAAAAUAUAUCACAGCUAAAGUUCAACCGAUAUCCACUAACGACAUGACCGUGUUUCCCUUCCCCAAUGUGGAGAGUGUAUAUUACUCCGUAGGAUCCUCGUUGACAUUCACGUGUACAGGCACUGUAGGAAGCGACAAAAAACCCCACACAUGGUGUUACAAGCGUGCCACUGAUCAAGGAUAUACCGGUUACCCGACUGCAUCUGACAUUAAUCAGAAUGAUAACGGUUUGAUACAGUCCGGGUGUAACUACCAACGUACCAGUACACUUACCUACAAUGUGACAAAUGAAGACACCAACACCACGUUUAUGUGUGAACCGUUCACUGGAACCGUGUGUGGUUCUAACCCAGCCUCACUGAUAACAUACAAAUCCAUCAGAAGAUAUUCAUCAGGUGGAACAACAGGCGGUCAAGGUGACGCUGGAGGUACCGGAGGUGAUACAGCCAGUGCUGGGACAAUUGCGGGAAUUGUCAUUGGAGUAUUCGCUGGCAUUCUCCUCAUCAUCCUCAUAGUGUACUUUGUGGUGUUCAGACGGAGGAGUCCUGGUGAGACAUACAACACUAAAGAAGAUGGAUCGCCAGAGAGUGGAGAAAAUGGAGGCCCCGCCCACACAGAAGGACCGGUGUACAGUGUUCCUGACAAGAAUCGUACACGAGGGGCAUCGCCCCCCGGCCAGCCCCCGUCCCCACCCCGCGAGUGCGAGUCACUGGUGGAGGUCAAGCGCGAACUACAUUAUGCUGACCUUGACAUUGCUAGUCGACCUCCUGGUGUGCCAGCUCCUCGACUCAGCAAACACACACCGACUGAAUAUGCCACCGUCAAAUUUGUUUAGUAUCUGUACGGAUAGUGUGAGUUGUACGUGAGGAAUGUAUGUUUGUUUGGUGUAGAAGUUAAAAUGUAAGUUUGAGGAAGUAUGUGUGGGAUUUCUCAUCAGAAGGAAUAAGAUCAACAUUUAUUUAAAGUUUUGCCUAGUUAUGAUUGUUUAACUGUUGUGAGUGGCUAUGGUGUGUAAUUACACAUUUUUUGUGUGCAAUAUAUUUUGCGUUUCUAUGUGUUAAGUUUCAUUUCUUUACGGUCUUCAUCGAUUGAUUAAUUUGUUAAGGUGCUUCUUAGAGGUCUAAACAUCAUGACAUCAUGUGUACAUGUCAGUUCAUUGAUUUAAAAGUUUUAAGGUGAGACUACCUCAGUGGAAUUUCAUUUAAUACACAACAGAGAUACAUUUAUAGAAAGAGAAAAGUUACUUAUAUGAUUAUACAUAUGUUAAUUAAAAACAAAAUGAAAAUUUUUACAGUAAUCCAGCAAUUUUAGAAAUGUCAAUUUGUGAAAUAAUUUUGGUAUUACGUUAUCUUCAGAUAUAUCAAAGUGAAAGAAAUAGGGUAAUGGAUUUAUUUUUGUGUAGAUGUUACAACACUGUCUGUAGAAUGGUAUAUAUCUACGUAUUAUCCGCCUGUUUUUGGGGUACAAUAUGCCAUAUUUCACCUGAGAAUGAAGAUGAGUGACAUUAAAGUCAAUAAAAAAGUUGUUUACUGCAGUGAUUUGUCUACAGUCUGAUAAUUCACUGUAAAACGAUAUUCCAGUUAUUGGGAGACCAACCUUUGUAUGCCCAGUAUUCUCCCAGUAUUCCAUCAGGAAUACCAGUGUUUGUGUACCUGAUCUGGUUUCUGUUGUUGUUUGGCAGAUCAUUCCGUCACAAUACCAAGUCAUUGUAUAAUGGUAUUCCGAACACCAUUGUUCUCUAAAUUUCUACACUGUAGUUUUAAAUUUUUAGAAAAUGUCAAUAGCUUCUUGUAUAAGUACAUGGUGCCCUUAUACAGUUGAAUAUCAUAAAUGUCUGCAUUUGUCUAUUUUUGUACAUUUUUUUAAUUCAAAGUUAGAUAUUACACCUUAAAAUAUCUAAAGAUGCUGAUUGUUAUUUGUUCUAAAUGUCUUCUGUAACGAUGACCUGGGUAUACUGGGGUAGAUGUCUAAACAGUGUACAUAUAAAGGUGUUGGUUAUGUGGGGACUAGGGUUGUUGCUAGGCCAGUGAACUGUUGUUAUGAUGUCAUAGAAUAUUAAGGAGGUAGUUAGGACUGUACAUUUGAUGCACACAGUAUUGUUAUGCUUAAUGGCUAUUAAUGGUUUUCUAGAAUUUAUGCAAGUAUACAACUGACAUGAAAGUCGAAAAAAUAAUAAUUUAACACAAAUCUUGUAUCGUAGCCACUUUGUUACGCCACAUUAUUUCCUAUGACAGAGAGCCUUGCAAUGUAUUAGAGAAUGUCUGGCUAUACAUACAAUUCAUUUGUGUAUGGUAGCCAUUUUGUUACAUAACAUUAUUUACCAUGACAUACACACUCUGAGAGUUACAAUGUUAUAAAGUCUAUACACAUUCCUUUGUAUAAUAUUCCAAGACAUCAGAGUUUUGUUGGAACAAAAUUAGGACAUCUCAAUAUCAUAUGUAUUAUCUAUUGUUUAACAUCCAUUGUUUAACAUUCAUUGUUUAACAAUGAAACAUUCAUUGUUUAACAUUCAUUGUUUAGUGUGAGGUACCACUUUUAGUUCCUAUGCUUUAGUUGUUUAAGUUUUGAAUUUUGAUUUUUUUUGGUAAAAUGAAGAGAUGAUACCAAACCUAUGUUAAACCAACUGUGUGGUAUGUGAUGUCUGACAUUAAUACAAUAUGAUACUGUAAAGCAGGAUAUCAGUUUUCUUACACAUUUUACUUCAUUGUUACAACCUUUGUACAUAUUUUAUAUGGAUCUGUAUUAUGAAGAAAACCAGUUUAAACAUUCAUACUCAAUCCCCAAACCAUAAUACUGACAAUGUCAAACAUAGACAUUUAUUUUUUCGACAGUUAUUGAUAUAAGAUGUAUUGUCUGAAUCAAGAUAUCGUCUCAAUGUCAUUUUCAGAUUGAAAUUAAAAAAAAAAAACAUACCUCUGGUAUCUGAAAUUCCAAAAUUAAAAUUAAAAAAGAAAACAAUUCACACAUUUUUGGAGGCAAAUAACAAAAAUUUGUUUUCACAGGGGGAGAGAAAAAAGUUGUAGUAUUUUUUAUGUUGAUUGGUGCGAUUAAAGCCUUUUUAUUGUGGUGCUUGUUAUAACAAUUAGGCUAAAUAUGGGCUAGAAGUUAUAAAUACACUUUCAUGAUAUGUAUCAAUAUUCAGAAAAUGUGUUAUUUUCAAUUUCUUGAUAUUUGUUUCUUUAACUGUAUGACAACUAUGAUAAGCUGGCCAAAAGUGAUAAGAUAUUUGUUUUUAAGGUGCUCUAAGCAGAUCUUCCUAAUAACCUCUUUGUUUAACACAUAUAUCUAAUUAUUUGACCUUGAAGGUAAAUCAUGGUCUCUGUGACCUUGAUAAAGUGCCAUAUCAAUGUGUGCUGGUCUGUGUGUAAGGCGUAGUAAGAUUGGAGUAGUAUAUGUAUAUAACAUGUAUUUGGAUGUUAUUCUUAUAGGGCAAUAGAUAGUAUGUACAUUAAGUAUGGUGAUGUGUUAAUAUAGGCCAUGGAAGAUGCCACUAGGUGUUAAGUCAUUGAUAAGACAUAUGUCGGUAGAUAGAAUUAUUUCAAUAUCUUUUGUAUUACAAAGAUUAUAUAGGAGAGUGAUUGUGAUGAUUGGCUAAACAGUGCUUCAUCAAAAAUUGCCCUAUGGAAGAUUACAAUAGGUGUGAAGAUAUAUAUAAUAUAAUAUAAAAUGAAAAAGGAAAACAUUAUUUUUUUACUUUCUGGCCUUAACUGAGGUAUUCAUUAAAAAAUCCUGACAGAUAGAAGAUUACUACAGUUCUAGUUCAGUUUCUGUUGAUUAACCAGGAUGUAUGUGUAGGGAUGGGGAUUGGGGUGGGGUCAGGUUGGGAUGUAGUGAUUAGUAGACCAAGCAAUCAUGUAUAUAAUUAUAUAAAGUAUUUUACCACUACAUAUAACAUCAAAUGUUAAUCCAUCAUUGUCUCAUUCUCAGUUUCCUUAGUUUGUUAUUUUCCCCAAUUUAAAUAGCAGGGAAUAUAUGAACAUUGUCCCACCACCCAAACCAAACCAGCCAAGCUGUAUAAGUGACAUCGUUUGACUUACCAUAGAAUGGUGGACUAUGUAGUGAUUCUGUAGUAGAAAUGAUUGACUGGUUUGGUUUCCUAAAUCCAUGUGAUAAUUCUAUUAUAGUUAUUUGUAUCACUCAUGACGUUGGAAAGAGAGAAUUGUGUAAAAGAGGAGCAUAAAGAUUGUUUGACACAAUUUUUGACAAAAGAUGUGAUUAUUGAAAGGUGCCUUCUUAUAUGGUGCAAAUUUAAAAAAAAUGAAAAUUUGAAUGGCCUAUAUUAUUACUUGUAUAUAAACAGUAAUCAUAGGGAAUUAUACAGAGAUUUUAACAUUAAGUAUUGUAGCAUGUUCAGUACUCGGUAUUCUUGCCAUAGUAUCAAAAUAAUUCAGAGAAGAAAUUUUUUUUAAUAAGAUAACGUAUUUAAGAAAGGAAUCUCCAAAUGGUAUAUGAUGGCUAAAUAUUAACCCAGAUCUCGAGAUUUUGUAAAAUAAGAUUUAUAACUGUAUUCAAAAAUAUAUAUAUUUAUAUUUACGAGGUAAGGAAGUUGUUAUAUCUUAAUAUGAAUGUGUCUUCUGUAUCAUUGGUCUCAACACUAACUUACCAGGGUGUUGUAGUGACAAACUUGUUGGAUUGCACAGUGUACAUUGUAUUGAUUAGUCACAAAGAUUUCUGAUAUCUGAACAAUGGAAGUUGCUUGCAAAUAAGCCGGCUCGGAGAGGUUUUUGUAAAUUUUUAUCUUUUUUCACUUGGAGAGGUGGCUUAUUUGCACAAAAUAUUUCUGCUAGAAUGAAUAUACUGGCAGUUAAGUUUAAAAUACACUGUUACAUCAGAAUUGUUAAGUACAUGUACAAUGUAUGUUACGCAUGUUUUUAAAGUUGUUAUAUCGAUCGGACUUGUUACAAUUUUCGUAUUUUUUUAUCAGUUUAUGAAUUUAUCAAUAUGUUGUCAUUCCAUACUAAUCUAAUGAUAGAGUAGUGUGUAUUUCAGAUAGGCUUAAUCAAAACACAGCAAUUAUCAAUCUUAAUUAAUAGAUGAGCAUUUAUUUUGUUAAGAAUUUUUGUGCCAUUUCUACCAUUUCUACUGAUGAAUAGCUAUAGGUGUCUUAAAUAUGAGAAACGAAUGCAAUCUUGUAAUAUUUUUCCUUUUUUUUUCCUGCACAUUUCUGUAAAAUAUUGUGUUAUUGUGAACAAAUUCAACACCACAGCCUGUAUUGUUGCACAUGAUAUUUUUUGUGUUAUGCUAACAAAGAUUUUUUACAAGGAGCUAGAGAUAAACUAGUGCUACAUCGAAAUGUUUGAUAGAUGUUGACCCUCACUAUCGAAAUGUUUGAUAGAUUUUGACCCUUACUUGUAGAGAAACAUUUUAUCUAUUUAACAGGAAACAGAAAUUAGUUGUAUUUACACAAGGUGUACAUGUUUUAAAAUGACCAAUAUAUUUACAGUGACUGACAUUUUGUCUUAACACCUUAUAUUUUUGUGAUCAAUCUCAGUAUCGUGACACUGCUAAUACACUCAUUAUUUUAAUUUUUUAAAUCUAUUUCAUCAAACACCAUUUCCAUAUUAAUCUGGAUAUAUUAAACCAACAUGUAUAAUUCUGUAGUUAUCGCACCUAACAGUCACAUGUUCAUCAUAUCAAAUUUAACUGAAAAUUAUUUAUAUUAGACAGGAAGGAUUAAAUCCAGAUCCCAGGUACUCAAAACUUAAUUAAUGGACGUCAUAAUAUUUGUUUUAUGAAAAUCAAAUAAUGAAUAAUAAUCAGGUAUGUUUAUUGGUUAAUUCUCUGUGUGAGUAUUGGUUAGAUUGAAUGAGACUGGGCUGGAUUUGUAAAGACUGAUAUUAUUAAUGGUACCUACCUAAAACUACCUACCUGGUAAACUAUAUAUACCUACCUGGUAAACUACCUACCUGGUAAACUACCUACCUGGUAAACUACCUACCUGGUAGACUAUACCUACCUGGUAAUCUAUAUACCUACCUGGUAAACUAUAUACCUACCUGGUAAACUAUAUACCUACCUGGUAAACUAUACCUACCUGGUAAUCUACCUACCUGGUAAACUAUAUACCUACCUGGUAAACUACCUACCUGGUAAACUAUAUACACGUACCUACCUGGUAAAUAACCUACCUGGUAAAUUUUAUACCUACCUGGUAAACUACCUACCUGGUAAACUAUAUACACGUACCUACCUGGUAAAUUACCUACCUGGUAAAUUUUAUACCUACCUGGUAAACUACCUACCUGGUAAACUACCUACCUGGUAAACUAUAUACCUACCUGGUAAUCUAUAUACCUGGUAAAUUACCUACCUGGUAAAUUUUAUACCUACCUGGUAAAUUACCUACCUGGUAAACUACCUACCUUGUAAACUACCUACCUGGUAAACUAUAUACAUACCUGGUAAACUACCUACCUUGUAAACUACCUACCUGGUAAACUAUAUACCUACCUGGUAAACUACCUACCUGGUAAACUACCUACCUGGUAAUCUACCUACCUGGUAAACUACCUACCUGGUAAACUAUAUACCUACCUGGUAAACUAUAUACCUACCUGGUAAUCUACCUACCUGGUAAACUACCUACCUGGUAAACUAUAUACCUACCUGGUAAACUACCUACCUGGUAAACUACCUACCUGGUAAACUACCUACCUGGUAAACUAUAUACCUACCUGGUAAACUAUAUACCUACCUGGUAAUCUACCUACCUGGUAACUACCUACCUGGUAAACUACCUACCUGGUAAACUACCUACCUGGUAAACUACCUACCUGGUAACGUUCCUUUGAUUGGUUAGGUAUAUUAGGGUGUGUAUCUGCUUUGUUGUGAUCAGAAUGAUUAAGACUUGUCUUGCAAAUAUGAUAUUGACACCUUCAUAUAAUCCUUCUUCUGUUAUACCCAAAGUAGUAAAAUAUUUGUUACAUUUCUGCUUAACACCAAUUUGUCAUUCCAUUAUAAAAAAUCUGUCCUUUUGGAAAUUUUAUAAAACUUGGUGUUUGUGAAAUCUUUCCUGUCUUUUGGGAAUUUUAUGGAAAAAAUCAAGUAAAUAUUGUACAGGUACAUCUUUUUUAGUAAAACAGUCUUUAUAAACUCAAUAGAACUUAAACACUUAUUCCACUUUUCUUUUAUUCUCUGCCUGAAAUAGACUAUCAAGAAGGGUAAAUCCAGUCUCUAACUAAAAUAUAAAUGGUUGUUUUAUUCCCGACUAACAGUUCCUAUACCAAGUAUGGAUAUUGGUGUUAAUACUAUAAGGACAUAGAGAUCCUAAGAUCUCAUCACCAGCAAUCAUUGUUAUGGAGAAUAUACAAUAAAUUAUUUUGUAAACAAAAA
Pecten maximus is the source of this 8498-nucleotide messenger RNA. RefSeq names its product cell wall integrity and stress response component 3-like. Gene Ontology annotation, cellular component: external side of plasma membrane; plasma membrane. Gene Ontology annotation, biological process: cellular response to lipopolysaccharide; negative regulation of T cell proliferation; positive regulation of T cell proliferation. Lineage: Eukaryota; Metazoa; Mollusca; Bivalvia; Pectinida; Pectinidae. The record is from RefSeq and is a predicted model, not a curated record. Bases 67 to 2001 code for a protein of 644 amino acids. The transcript is spliced from 13 exons.